AUGUCAAGCGCAUCAUCACACAAUCAACGAACAAAUGAUGAUACUAACGGACAAUCAUCGGCAAGAUCAUCUAGUACACAACAAUCAUCAAGACCAUCACAUCCCAAUAGUAAUUACAAUAAUGGAUCUCAAAAUAUGAAUAAUGGGUCUGAUUACUCUGAUCUUUUUUCAAGAAGAGACGACAGGCGACCAGUAGCUGCUUCGAAUGAAUUUAGAGAUCGUGGUAGAGAAAGGACAAGUAAUGGGCCUACAGAUGAUGGAAAUAAAAGAAAAUUUAAUGAUGAUGGUGAUAAUGCAUUUGGAUCUCGUCGUCCAAAGCAACCAAGAAGUGAUAGAACACAAGAAUAUCCUCAACAACCUAGGUAUAAUCGAGAUCAACAAGAUUGGAAUCCUAGAGAUCAACAUUAUCCACAACAACCAAGAAGUAACAAUAGAUUUCCACAAUAUCCUCAACAACCUAGAUCCUCAUAUCAUCCACAAUCUUCCUACUCACAGCAACCACCUAGACCGAGGGAUCGAUAUGAAGGAAAUAUUGCACGAAGUAGAGAUCAUCAACAAUAUCAAUCACCAAGGGUAGAGCGUUAUUCACCCCAUAACCAAAGAGAAUCAGGCUCUUCGACAUCACAUAAUGAAUCAACCACAACUCAACCUAAAGCUCCAGUAACGAAAGAAUCUAUUGAAUCAUCUAUUAAAAAAUUAGAAGAAAAUUUAUCCAAGCUUGAAGAUGUUCAAAGUAUUGAUGAAAUUAAAGUUAUUGAUUCCAGAUGGGGAGUUAAACCAAAAGGAUUCGAACAAGUCAGUGCACCAAGAGCAAAAUUAUCUGGAUUAUUCCCUUUACCAGGAUAUCCAAGACCUGUCGAUUUUACCAAAUUGGAAGGAUUGGUUAAAGACAGAUUACUGAAUACUAAUGAUAUAUUAAAUGAAACUUCAAAAAUCGAUCCUUGUGAUUCACGAGCCGCAAAGACUUUAAUUAUAUGUAAUAUUGAAGAAAUCAAUUAUUUAAAAAUUGUUGAAUUUUUUAAUGAUUAUUUGAAAAUGAUUGAUUUUGAACAAAGUUCAAGUAAUAACAUCCAUAAUAAAAAAAAAUUAAAAGAUGAUAAAACUUUAAUUAUAGAGUUUAAUAAUAAUGAAUGUGCAACCAUUAUAAAUUCAUUAAAUGGUACUGAUUUAUUAUUCAAUGCUUAUAAGAAUGAUGAUAUACCGAGAAAGGAAAUUAAUGAUAAAUAUAAAUUACAAAUUUUAAGACCUCGAGAAUAUGUUGUACAGGAUGAGCCCACUGAGUCUGAUGAAAUAAAUGAAGUUGUUAAAGAUAGUCCAAGAAAAAUAUCAGUUUUAAUCACUCCAAACAUUACAAAUGAUCAAGCUUUGGAAGAAUUUGAAAAGAUCGCACCACUUCAGGGUUUUCAUUAUUAUAGACAAAAGGGUACAAAAGAACCAUUAGGAUUAGUUGAAAUCGAAUUUAAAGAACAAUUACCAAAUAUUAUCGACUUAUUAAAAAACAUUUCAUUUGUUAAUGAUGCUUUUUAUGCUUGUGUGAAUCCUGAUACUCCAAUUCAAAAAGGUCCAAUCAAUCACAAUACUCUUCUCAAACUUGUUAAAAAUGAAAUAGUUCAACCACGUAAAAGUUCAAAUGUAAUUCAAUUAAUAAAUGUUGUUUCUUCAAAAGAUUUAAUUGAUGAUUCAAAUUUUAAAUUUAUUAAUGAAGAUAUAAAGUUAGAAGCAAAAAAGUUUGGUAAUAUAAAAUCGAUGAAAAUUCCAAGACCUGCUAAUGAUUUUACUCCAGGUUUACAACAAUUUGAUGUACCUGGAUUAGGUAAAAUAUUUAUUGAAUUUGAAGAUGUAGAAACUGCUUUAAAAGCUAUUAUGGAAUUAUCAGGUAGAUCUUAUAAUGAUAGAAUAGUACUUGCAUCUUAUUUUGAUGAACAAGACUAUAAAAUGGGGUUAUUUUGA
Lodderomyces pseudojiufengensis is the source of this 1950-nucleotide messenger RNA. RefSeq lists its product as uncharacterized. The record is from RefSeq and is a predicted model, not a curated record. NCBI's taxonomy places the organism in Eukaryota, Fungi, Ascomycota, Pichiomycetes, Serinales, Debaryomycetaceae. Gene Ontology annotation, cellular component: commitment complex; U2-type prespliceosome; nuclear speck. Gene Ontology annotation, molecular function: pre-mRNA 3'-splice site binding; poly-pyrimidine tract binding. Bases 1 to 1950 code for a protein of 649 amino acids. The transcript has a single exon.